CUUCGCGAAGCGAAUGUCACGUCUUUAUUGUUAUCUUUGGAAUAAGCAUACAGUCAACAGUGUGUGUUUAUUGUUUUGAAAGAAGUGGUUGUGUUAUAAUAGAUUUCAGAUGAGGUGCAGGAUAAUAGGUACAUAAAGUGGCAAGGAAGCAAGAGCUGAACAAUCUUUCACUAGGACUCACAUCUGGUUCUUGCAGUUGCUGGCAAGAUGAACAUAAUGCAGGCACUCAAUGUAGCCAAGCAGGUAUGCCAGAUUCAUACUUCAGCGCGACCCCAUCAAAUAAUCAAGCUUACAAGGAUGAGAGUUGUGGAUAAUAGUCAGAUCGGGAAACUGGCCAUGGCUGAAGGGAAACCACCAAGAUGUAUUCAUGUUUACAACAAGAAAGGUGUAGGCACUAUUGGUGACAAGAUACUGGUUGCAAUCAAAGGACAAAAGAAGAAAGGCGUGAUAGUUGGUGUGAAACAGAAGCAGCCACCUUUGGUGCCUAAAUUCGACAGUAACAAUUUGGUGCUGAUAGAUGAUAAUGGAACUCCACUAGGAACACGCAUUCAUGUGCCCAUACCUACAGUUCUACGUCGCAUUCUGAAAGAGCGUACACAUGCAAAAGGCACGGAUUAUACAAAAUUGUUAGCUAUAGCAACUAGAUUUGUGUGAUGUAUUGAAAUGGUAGAACUGUACAAAUAUUUUGCUUCUGGCACUGUUAAAAGAUGAUGUACUAUACUGUCUUCGCAAAAAAAUAAAAAGCAUUUAGCUUACUUUAUCAGUAUGGAUACUGAAAAGUGAGUUCCAAAAAUUACGUACAACUUGUGACCUCUGUCCAACUGGAUCUCAAGCAAUGAGGGUAGCAGAACCGAGGAGUCCCUCAACCCAGCUUCUGACAAACCCAAAUGAUACAUUUUUUUAAAAAAAAUAUUAGCAACCAGUAACCCCUCAUCCCUGAUUCUUUAAAGACUUAAACUUCCAUGUAUCAAACAUCUUCAAAUAAUGGAUGAGUAUAGUCUGGGUAAUUUGAGCUCCAUUCUAAGAAAAGCUAGUUUUUCACGGAUCUCAAUUUUUGAUAUCCCUUAACUAUGUGUCAUAAAAUAUAAUUUUACAGAGUCAGUGACUGGUAUAUGCAUCUGCAAAAUGUAUUGCAAACAAGAGUGAGUGGUGAAAUACUAAUUAAUUAAAAUGUCAUGUCUGCCCUGAUACUGAAGCUUUACUGUGUGAACAGCAAAAGUAUAGUAU
Messenger RNA from Schistocerca serialis cubense, 1227 nucleotides. RefSeq names its product 39S ribosomal protein L14, mitochondrial (gene mRpL14). The record is from RefSeq and is a predicted model, not a curated record. Gene Ontology annotation, molecular function: structural constituent of ribosome. Gene Ontology annotation, cellular component: mitochondrion; ribosome. Bases 208 to 654 code for a protein of 148 amino acids. Gene Ontology annotation, biological process: translation. NCBI's taxonomy places the organism in Eukaryota, Metazoa, Arthropoda, Insecta, Orthoptera, Acrididae. The transcript is spliced from 3 exons.